AUGCCGCCGCGCUCGCGCAUUCCGCGCGCGGCCAGCUUCAAGGACCUUCCCAAGAACAAGACAGACCGUACCGAAAAUCAAGAAAUCCCCGAAAACAGCAACCACGACAACCACGACAGCGCCAACCGCCAGACCAACACCCCGAACCACACCCGUCAACUCCGUCGCGGCCUCAACCGCCCCUCGCCUCCCGCCGCCUCUUCUGCUCGGACGCGCACUGUGCGGGAGCUCAGCAACACCCCGUCUCCGGAUGAUGGGGUGAACAACUCGCCCGCGAGCCAGAUCUUUGCUCUCACCCGCAUCCCUGGCCCUAGUGCGCGCCCUACCAACGCAAACGCAAAUCACAGCUCUCCCCUUGCCGUCAUUGACGAGAGCGAUGUCGACCCCGAUGUCACUCAUGGUCGGGCGGCCGCGCCCAACGGCACUGCCACGAGCCUCGCCCGCCGUGGUGCACCCACUGCCAACUCUGCGCCCAGCGCACCCUCGAGCCGUGGUCCUGCAGCUACUCGACCCUUGGCAACUCGCGGCCGUGCUCGUGCAGGAACGCUGAGCGUCACUGCCAGCGAAGUCCGCAAGAGCCUGCUGGCUGCCGACCGCACGCCGGCGUUCCUCAGGCUUCAACGGUCGCCCAUGCCGGCCAGCCCCGACUCGGACGGCGCGGACGCGGAUAUUAGUAAUGUCAUGAGCGUCGACUCCCCCACGGCACCGCAGCAGCCGUCACCGUCUUCGAGCAGUUCGGAGAGCAGCCCUCCCGACAGUCCCACUCCUGCGUCUAGGAGCCGUGGCGGCAACCUCUGGACCGCUCACGAUGGUUCUGCCGAUGAUGAGGCCAUCGAGGACGGUGACCGCCACCAGGAGACCAACAUGUCCGAGUCUGCCAACGACGCGGACAACGACACGUCCAACUGGGACCUCAAGAACGGCAACGAUACCUUUGCAGUGGAGAGUGACCACAGCCACGAGCUCAGUGAUGCGUCCAGCGAUCACCUGAUCCCGCCGCGCCCCAAUGCACCCACCCCUCGCUCGGCUUGCGGUACCACUCGCGACCGCCGUCCCAGGCUAGUUCCGAUGAGUGUGGCGGACAUGUUCGACGCGGCGGGAGAGACUACGGCAGCCGUUUCCGUUUCCGGUUCAGCAUCGACGGCUACUGCGAGCUCGACUCCCGACAAGAACCCCUCGUCUUCGCCCGUGACCAGUCCUGAACAGUCUACGAGCGGAGCCAGCGGCCACGCUACUGGGACUUCUUCCUCCGGCCCCGAUAUCGAGGCUGACCAGGCCACCGACGCCGAGGAGAUCCUCAACCGCAUGAUCGCCGAGCUCGACCAGCCCCCGCCUCGCAACCGCUCGAGGUCCCAGUCCACCUGCGUUGUUCCGUUCCGCCCGCAGCCGUCAGCAUUCGAAGCUAUGCGCUAUGCCAUCACGCCGCUCCCGCCCACGCCUGACGAGAUUCACGAGCUCGAGGCCAGGGAACGGGAUAUACGCCAAGCCCAGGUCCACGAUGACGAUGUGGUGUACGAGAGUGGGUCUGAAAAGGAAAACUCCCCGCCGCUGGUACGUGCUCGAGAGCACCGGCCUGCUCCUUCCAUCCACCCGCUGGGUUCUCUCAGCCACCGCAGUUCUCAUACGCAUCUCAACGACAUGCGUGCUCGUCUGGCCUCAAGCACCGCGUCGACCUCCACCACUCCAGCAUCUCCGACGGCUACAGCCGCUGCCAACCGUCCUCCGGCUCUGGUGGAACCGUACAUCCCCAAGCGCCUGGAUCACCGCCAGAUGUUUGAUGAGCUGGACCCGACCCCUCCGAAGUCCAUCUAUGACUAUGACAAUGGCAACACCAAGGAACUGGCGCGUCGCGCGUCGACGUCGUCACUGUCUGGGGUUUCUGGUGCGAAGGUCAGCUCUUCUACCUCCGCUGCCAACGACGUCCCGGCUCCAGCUACACCCCAGAGCAGCCGUAAAGACAAGGGCAAGGCCAAGGCCACCGAUGAGAAGCGCGAACGCCAUGCCCCCGGUUUUGAUAUCUAUCGGGACCCGCCGCCCAAGGCCCGCAUCAAGGAGACGCUCGCAUGGGGUGAUGGCCUCUGGAGCUUUGACCGGCCCGAGAAGGUUUCCCCUGUUGAGGUCUCGGCAUACGACGUUAUCCACACUCGCACACCGGAGCCCGAGCCCGUCCCCGCCCCCGUCGUGGCCGAGGAGCCCCAGCCCUCUGUCCAGGUCCAGGACAACACGUCGCUGGAGUGGCUGCACCGCCAGAACCCCAACCUGCCGUACCGCGACCCCGCGGAGUAUGACGAUAUCUAUGAGGAUGACGACGACGAGCGUAGCAACCCCAGGUUUACGCUCUUUGCCCUCACCGGUAUCGAGAUGACCACCGCACCCCUCGCGAACAAGGACGUGGGCGUCGUUCCCCUGUUUAUCAAGUCCAAAUCGCAUGUCCGUUCCAGGUCCACCUCGUCAGUCAUCUUCCCCGCCACGGACGACGAGGAGACCAGUCUCGUACCUUCGCGCCCGACCAAGCACACGUUCCCCGAAGUUACUGUCGAAGAGGAUGACGAGGCGGCGCUCAUGCACGCCACUCUUGCCGCCGCCUCGGCCCGCACCGUGGCUGAGGACAAACGCGAGUUCCUCAAGGACUACAACGGCACGCUUGCGGGGCGCAUCGACAUGCUCGAGGAGCAGGACACGCUGCUCGACGAGACGAACGAGCUCCUCGCGCGCCUCAGGCGCAUCGGUGACCAUGGCCACUGGGAGGCGCCUCUCCAGACCCUCAUUGCAGCCAAGAAGAAGCGCGACAGGACGCGCUCGGUGCGCAACACCACUCCUCCCCCGAGCCGCGACGCUAGCGACGACGAGGGGGACAGUGAAGACGACGAAGACGAGGAGCAGCUCGCUCGUCCGCACACCCGUUUCCGCAUCAGGUCAGAGGGUACCCGCGAGGCUCGUUAUCGCGACCGCCCGGACUCGGACCGGCACAUCCGUCUCCGCCUGCGUUCCGAGACCGUCAGUACUGCCGACACGCCCAGCCUCAGCCGCUCCCUUGGUACUGGCACGAGCGUGACGUUUAGCGACAUUACGGCCAUUGACUCUCCCUUCACCUCGCCCACCCGGCCCAACAACCUCCGGACGCUGGUCAAGUCCAGGUCUAGCCGGUCCCUGGGCCGCGUCGGCGCCAACCCUCCCCUCACCCCUCUCACCCCCACCUCCAUCCUCAACCUUCCGACCGAGUGCCACCGCCACACCCUCGCGAGCGACCACCUGCCCGCGACGCCUCCCGGAAAGCGCGAGUCCAACGCCCACCAUAUCGCUCGUCUCGGCGUCCCCUUGACGCCCAGCGCGACGCCGAGCCCGGAGCGGCCUGGCAAUUUCCUUCGUCGUGGAUCAAGCCGCCGUCGUCGUUCCCCCGAAGACUCGGUGUAUGACUCGCCCUCGCCCCGUGGCACCACCGCUGGCUCCCGUACGUCGAGGGACAUGACCCCGGCUUCCACUGGCGACACCGUGCCGGCUGCGGCCAUUCUUCCGCCUGCUUCCCUCACCCGUAGCAACUCCGCCCGCACGGCCGCCGUAGCCGCUGCCGCUGCCGAGGACCAGCAGCGGUACCGCCGCUGGGGCCGGAACCGGAGCGACGAGCGUGCUGAACGCGUUCGUCUGCGCGACAGGCUGCGCCGUAUUGUCACUCCUGCUUCCCACCCGGCGCCUCCCUCCCAGACCGUAUCGCCUACCGUGGCCGCACCCGCCCUUCCUCCCAAGGAAGCUCCAGCUCCAUCGCCGUCCGAGCAAGCGCUGACGGAGCAGUCGUACUGGUGCGAUUCCGAUGAGGAGAAGCGCUAG
Molecule: messenger RNA, 3825 nt
Organism: Apiotrichum porosum
Lineage: Eukaryota; Fungi; Basidiomycota; Tremellomycetes; Trichosporonales; Trichosporonaceae
Exons: 3
Coding region: 1-3825 (1274 amino acids)
Source: RefSeq, a predicted model, not a curated record